This is a messenger RNA of Loxodonta africana (African savanna elephant), 982 nucleotides long. It is a transcript of the gene SLC7A6OS, whose product is annotated as solute carrier family 7 member 6 opposite strand. Bases 20 to 949 code for a protein of 309 amino acids. Gene Ontology annotation, biological process: developmental process. The record is from RefSeq and is a predicted model, not a curated record. The transcript is spliced from 5 exons. Lineage: Eukaryota; Metazoa; Chordata; Mammalia; Proboscidea; Elephantidae.
GUGCUCUGCGGCAGCCGCUAUGGAGGUCAGCAGGACAGCUGUGCUCCGGGUGAAGCGGAAGCGCAGUGCGGAGCCCGCCGAGGCGCUCGUCCUCGCCUGUAAGCGGCUUCGGGGCGGCACGGUCGAGUCAGCGCCUCAGAGGACGUCCCCUGAGGGUCUCCCGAGAGCAGCAGAGAAUAAUGUCUUUCAGCUGGUGGCCACCGUGCGCUCCCAGGAGGAGCCAGUCCAGCCGCUUGUGCGGGCCGCCCUGUGCCCGUCUAGAGGCAGCCAGCAGCGCAUCCGCAGCGACCUCCGCGCUUCGGCCCGGGAGAUUCGGCAAGAAGGCCGCUACCGGGUGGUCUCCAGCCACCGAUCCUCGGGGAGUCCCCUGGGCUGCUCGGAGUCCGAGGACCCGCCAGAGAACCCAGAAACCGCCAGCAACGCGGGCUUCCAGCUCUUCGACCUAGUCCACGAGGAGGGAGACCCAGAGGCCACUGCCGCAGGUUCCUGCCAAAUGUCUGACCCAGAUGUGAUCCUCUGCAAUUCUACAGAGUUGAUCCGUGAGCGGUUGACCAUCUCUGAGGAGGGACCAGGAGUUGGGCAUCGAGAGGAAGAGAAAGAUGGCGACUAUGUGUAUGACAUUUACUACUUGGAGAUGCCCACUCCAGGGUGGAUUGAAAACAUCCUCUCUGUGCAGCCCUACAGCCAAGAAUGGGAGCUGGUAAAUGAAGACCAACAACCUGAGGAUGUUUAUGAAGAUGAAGAUGAUGAGAACAGUGAGAAUAACUGGCGAAACGAGUACCCAGAGGAGGAGAGCAGUGAUGAAGACGAAGAUUCCAGAGGCUCUGAUGAAGAUGACGGCCUCAGUGAAGAAGAAAGAGGCAGCAGCAGACCCCAGAUGUGGAGCAAAUACCCUUUGGAUGUGCAGAAGGAGUUCGGCUAUGACAGCUCCCUGGAUUCAGACGGAUGAGCCUCUGAUAGCUGUAAGGCUCUACCACAGGCA